AUGUUGAUGCUUCCUAUUGCGAUUAUUUUCCCUGAUUUGUCUAUUAGCCGGCCUGAAAAUCAGAAGAAGAACCCAACGGUGGUUUUCAGGAAGGCAUCUGAACACCCGGCCGAAGCUCUUAAACCUGAUGCGGACAGUACGGAAAAGAUUCAGUGGCGAAACUCGCGGAGGGGAGACAGGAACAGUUUUCCGACUGCUCAGAGCAAUUCACAUAACCGACGUAGUCUCAAUGAAUUCCCAAAAAGAACCAGCCGUGUGCCGGACAGUCCACCCCCGGAUCCGAAAUUCAAUUUUUUGGCUGAUCCUUCGAGAACCGGUCCCCUGAACCCGAAGAAGAACAGUCGACGACCUCGCUACAAUUCGUCUGAUGACCGAAACUCAUCAGGCAAAAAACAGGGUUACGAUGGAGAGAAGAAGGCAAAUUUUGAUAAACGCCAUUCUUUCAACAAGAAAGACCUUGAGUUGACUAUGACAGGUCGAGAGCGGCUGAAUUAUUUGCGAUGGAAGGAAGAACGGGAAAAGAUCGACGCAGACCGUCUCUCCCGACAGCACACCGCCGACGGUCAGUGGCAGCGGGAGUGGGACGCGCGUAAAGUUUCGAUGGCUGAAGGAAUCAUUGAGUCAGCAGUUGUCAAAUUCCCUGAAAACGAAAACCGCCGUUCAGCACGGAAAGAUAUGGUGCGAUUCAGGCCAGGUGCAAACGUUAACGGGACAAGGCGUUCGAUGCAUAUAUUAGAUGGUGAGAGUGAAGCUCCGUUCGAUCCAGCCACGCAUAAGGAUAAUAUGGGAGCUGUUGACACUGUGCGCUUUUCUUUUCGCGAGAUCGAACUGGGAUCAAAAAAGCAACCAGCUGAUUUGGUGACAAGAGGACCGGAAGUGAACAUCCAUGUGAAGAAGAACACCAGGCAAAUGAAGAGUAAACAGGGAAACAACGGCAGCCCAGACGGGUUUCGGAAAGCCCAAUCAGCGGCGGACGUCAGCAAGCCGCUGAAAAAGCGCGUUUCGCAGAAGAAUGGUGCAAAUUUGUCGAACAGACGGGUAACGAUUUGCGAGACGGUCACCGAGAUUGAGCUGUCUAACGACGAAGCUGCUAACGACGCCGCUGUCGAAAAACAGGAGAAGAGCGAGAACAACUGGAAAGACGUUGAAGGCGAGGAAGCCGAUAAUGGCUCCAAUAAAAAAUCUAACGGAUUUGUGGCAUCCCUUCCCCAAAACGUCCCAACCGUUCGGUUCAGGGGUAGUUCUGCUGACCGCACGAUCAGUGGUGAACAGACCACCUCUUCUAAACAGAUACCGGAAGCCGCUGCGGUGGCUCUGCAGUCGGUCGAAGAGAUCGAGCAGAACAUGAUUAAUUUGAUGAACAAGAACAUUGAAGAGGUUGAAGCAGUGCUUGAUACCAACGAUGUGAUCGAUAAGGUUUCCUGCUGCGAUACAAUUCUUAAUGAGACUCCUUUAGUAGUGGAGCAGACAGUUGCUGACUGUCUAAGCGACCUGCUGUCUUGCAUAGAUCUGAACUUAUGA
Molecule: messenger RNA, 1521 nt
Organism: Soboliphyme baturini
Lineage: Eukaryota; Metazoa; Nematoda; Enoplea; Dioctophymatida; Soboliphymatidae
Source: the annotation of a GenBank genome assembly